GUCAUUUGAAACAUUGUCCCUGAUAGUUUUCUAAGUUUAUUGCAAUCCCUGCUCGGGGGGUACAGCGGGAGAGAGAGACAGAUAUGACAAACAUGAGAGCAGGUAGUGUUUAGGGCAAGACUCCUUCCAGCUUCAACAACUGUGCUGAGAAAGAAAACCCCACAUCUGUUGAUGGAAAGAAGAAGUUUUAUCCUGAAGCCUACUACCAGCAGAUGAAGGAUUGGUCCUGUGAUGCCUGUAGCUGUGACCAGUGGAAUAAGUCCAUAUGCUCAGUGAAAGCAAUAAAGGUAACAAGUGACAGGACAAGAGGAAAUGGCCUCAAGUUGUUCCAGGGAAAAGACCUAUUCACAGAAAAGGUGGUCAAGAACUGAACGAGGCUGCCUACAGAAGUGAUUGGGCCUCCAUCCUUGGAGGUAUUUAAAAGGGAUUUUGGCCACAGAGAAGAAAACUGAAUAUGAUGAAGAACGAAGAAACGAGUUUUAAUGUGGACAAUACCCGAGCCUCUCCCUUCUCUCGCUGCCUGCAGCCACUCAGCCCCGUUACAAAGCCACACAAAACAACUCAAUUUGAUGAAGAAUUCAGGGCACACCUCUCUCAUUUCCGCUAUGGUCCUCCUCCUCUUGAAAACAUGGAAACGUUCCCGGGGUCCUUGGAAGGAGGGUCUCGUAAACGCAAGAGCAUGCCAACAAAAAUGCCUCCUCCCAUCACCCUUGAGGAUUCCUCAUCAUCACCAGACGGACCUGAAGACCACAAUGAUGUAGGCUCUUCCACUCUCCCCUUGGUGUUCCAACAGCCAGCUCAGCCCAAGUACAGCUCCCAGAUGAUUGACCUCUGCAACUUUGGUUUUCAGUUCUACAGAACUCUGGAGCACUUUGGAGCCAAGCCCAUUAAGCAAGAACCAGUGAAGCCUAACAUGGCAUGGCCCAGUGGCCCAGCAUUCAUGCAAGCUCCUUACCCUUAUUAUCCUAAAGUCCACCCUGGCUUAAUGUUUCCUUUUAUUGUACCACCAAACUUUCAUUUCAGGAACCCUUUUCAAAUGAAAAGACCUCCAGAACCACCCUUUAGGAGGGCUGAAGUAAGAGAAAGUGGUGAAAGCAAACAGAAAGUGGAAAGAGUAGAUGUCAACCUUCAGAUAGAUGACAGCUACUAUGUUGAUGUGGGGGGUGAACAGAAACGCUGGCAAUGUCCCAUGUGUGAGAAGUCCUAUACAUCCAAGUACAAUUUGGUCACCCACAUCUUGGGUCACAGUGGCAUUAAGCCACAUGCUUGUACCCGGUGUGGCAAGCUUUUCAAGCAGCUGAGCCACUUGCACACGCAUAUGUUGACACACCAGGGCACUCGGCCACAUAAGUGCCAGGUGUGCCACAAGGCUUUCACUCAAACCAGUCACCUUAAGAGACACAUGAUGCAACACAGUGACAUCAAACCUUACAACUGCAGGAUCUGUGGCAGGGGUUUUGCCUACCCCAGUGAGCUGAAAGCACAUGAGUCUAAGCACGAGAGUGGACGAGAGAACAUCUGUGUGGAGUGUGGUCUGGACUUUCCAACUCUGGCGCAGCUGAAGAGACACCUAACCACCCACCGUGGGCCUAUACAGUACAACUGCACAGAAUGUGACAAGACCUUCCAGUACCCAAGCCAGCUGCAAAACCACAUGAUGAAGCACAAAGACAUCCGCCCGUACAUCUGCACUGAGUGCGGCAUGGAGUUUGUGCAGCCCCACCACCUGAAGCAGCACUCCCUGACGCACAAGGGUGUGAAAGAGCACAAAUGUGGAAUUUGUGGCCGGGAAUUUACCCUGCUGGCCAAUAUGAAGCGACAUGUCCUGAUCCACACCAAUAUCAGAGCCUAUCAAUGCCAUUUGUGCUUCAAGAGCUUUGUGCAAAAGCAGACUCUCAAGGCCCACAUGAUUGUUCACUCUGAUGUUAAACCCUUUAAAUGCAAGCUGUGUGGAAAGGAGUUUAACAGAAUGCACAAUUUAAUGGGACACAUGCACUUGCACUCAGAUAGUAAGCCAUUUAAGUGCCUCUACUGUCCCAGCAAAUUCACCUUGAAGGGGAACCUAACCAGGCACAUGAAAGUCAAACAUGGGGUCAUGGAAAGAGGAUUUCACUCUCAAGGUUUUGGAAGAGGAAGGAUUGCUCUGUCCCAGACAAAUGUCUUGAGAAGCUUGGAACAGGAGGAGCCAUUUGAUCUUUCCCAGAAAAGCCAAGGGAAGGGAAUCUCAUUUCAUUCUGAUGGUGAGAGUGCCAAGGGAAGCUCAUGCCAGGAGGAAGAGGAAGACAACUGCUAUGAGGCAGAGCGGUACAGCCCUGCCACGUACCAUCACGAUGACAACAAGCUGUACAUGGCUCAAGAUCUCUCUGGCAAACCUGAGAGCGUGAUGAAGGACUUCAGGGAGUCCUACUGCAAUGAGAAGGAAGAGGUGUUAAGUGAGGGAGGACUGGGGAAGAGAAUAGGAAAUUCAGACAAAGAGGAGAGAUGUGGAGAGGGAGAGCUUGCAAACAACAAAGAACAUCUCAGCUUUAGAUCCUUUGAAAAGGCCAGACUUGGUCACUCUCUCUCUGAUUACUUGUAUUUCAAGCACAGGAACAAGAGUUUGAAAGAAUUGCUGGAAAGAAAAAUGGAAAAACAAGCAAUGAUUAUAGGCAUUUAAAACGAACAUUUUAAAACAGCUGGAAAAUGGUAACCAGAUAGAUUUUAACAUGAAUUGUAAGCUACUAAAGCCUGGAAGUCUGUAAUAGUAUUUAGAAAUAAAUAAGCCAAAUUAUUGAAAAUAAUUUAGGGUAAAACACAUAUAUUACAAGAAUAAAGCAGCUCAAGAUCAUCAAGAAAUGAAAGAGAUAUUGAAAAAUAACACUUUUAUAUUUAUCCAUUCAAUGUAUAACAGACAAUGGGUUGGGUACAGAAGUUUACUUCCUAUUAUAUGGGGAUAGAUACAUGCAAUUUUCUACUUAGCAGAAAGCAACAUACUUUAGCAACUGAUUUAUUAUCUGACUAAAUAUAUAUGAACACUUCUAACCAUAUGCCUCAAAAAUAUCUGAAAACACAAAGUAUUUCACAUUAUAAGCCAGAGUACUAUUAAAAAUGGCGUGCAUGAAAAUGCUGCCAACAUUCAGAAUUAAUACAGUCCAAAUACUUUGAUUUACUGAAGUGACUCUUAGUUCAAUUACCUACAAUGAAAAAUGGGAAACAAAUUAAUAAGAAAUACUAAUGUCUUGCGAGGCAGUAAAUUUGUGUAAGGCUUUGAAAGGACUGGAAUUUAUUACAAAAGCUAGUCCUCUGGCACAAGGAAUGUUUGUGCUUUGCUGUGUUUCAAACAGUAUGGGAGUAUUCAGAAAUUCUUGAAGUGUAGAUUUGUUGACAUUUUGUUCUACUGCCUGCUUAGACCAAUUUACUAGGCAACAUCAGCAUGCAGCAUUCAGAAUCUUGCCAUAGUUACUCAUAACACAGUAUGAGUCAUUUAAUUGAAAAAAUUAUGCAGCUUUCCCAUUCUUCUCUUCAAUUUAUCAUGACUAGUAAGGAUAAUUUUGAGAUACAUAGAUCUGAUCAAUUUUUGUUUCAGAAGGUGAAAAUCACCCUUACAGAACUAACAGUACCUCACAGAGGAAAACCUUCCUCUUAUUUGGGACAGAAAUCUUCUCUUAUUAAACAAACACAUCUUGAGCAGUAAGCUGAGGGCCUUUCAGACAAAUUUCACUCAUGCUGUUUUUAUGGAGUCCAACUCAGUUUUUCACCCUCUGAUUCCCAUAGAGUUAUAAGUUUAUAACAAACAUGGAAAAAGCAUAUUCCAUUAAACUUUUAUUAAUUUCAUGAAUACUUUGAACAGCAUAUUAAUUCCAUGUUCGAGAAAGACAAAAAGCAGCCCUGCACCAUCCUCUUGCUUACCUGGAAAUAAAAAUUUCAUUAAUCAUAAAAUUUGUCCUCUGUCCUUUGGACAUCCCAGCUCGAAAGGUUAAAAUCCAUGAAUAUGGUACAUCUCUUCCAAAUAUUACUACCUUCUUCACUUACCUGCCAAGUUCUUAAUUUGAAAUGCAUUGCAAUCAUGCUUUGUCUAUUUCAAGUUAUAAUUAAAUAUAUAGUCAUCUACUUAUGGCUUGCUAAGACAAGUCAUGUAGCUGCAGCUCUCUGCCUCUAUAAGAAAACAUACACCUUUCAAAUUUAUGAUCCUCACGCCUACCAGUUAAUCAGCAUUCACAGGGCAAAGUCCUUAUUCCUCAUAUAAAACUAAAUUUGUGCAGUCCAAGGCUGCAGGCAGUGCUUUCCUUUUUCAAGGCUCAAAUGUGGUGUAACACACGUGGAAGCUCAUGCAGAAAAGGUGUUGAUAAAAAAAGAGUAACAUCCAGGUGAUGUGCAUAUCUUUCAAAACAAAAAUGUUAUGCCAAAUUGAACUGGAAGGUGGGUCGCUUUAAAUCUAGAAUUUAAAAAGUUGUUGAAAGUGAAGUGUAUUUUAGAGGUAUAGAGUUAUGUUUCUUCAGGGAUGAAAUGUUCUAUCAAACAUUCCUCUUCCUUGCUUUAGCUGUAGGACAAUGCCCACUGAAGAAAGAAACAUCCAUCUUUCUUUCCAGGAAGACAUUGCAGUCAAGCAAAAAAAGUAGAAAUUUUUCAGAAUAACUAGUGUAACCAUAUUUUCUCUUAGACUACAGGGGUAGGUAGAAAUUCAGCAUGGUCUAGGAGAUGGACUCUGAGAAGGAGCAACUCCUUCGGUUCACUUCUUGGCACUUGCUUGUCUCUGCCAGACAGAAGCUCCCAUUUGAGCAUGUAUACAGCCAAGAGCUGGGAGUCACUAACUCUUAGAAUUCUCCCUCUUGGUGAUGUAGUUUCCAGCUGUGCAUGGUUCAAGAUCGGUCCACUCUGCCUUUCCAGAUGUAUUAAUUCCCAUGAUAAGAAGAACAAGCGAGAAAUCAGGAAUCUUUGCAAUUUCUAGAAAGUUGAUCAUGCAGGUGGCUGGAAUUCAGCAAAGCCUUCAUUCCUGUGUGCGUUAAGCAGGAAAGUACACAGCCUUUCCAUUACAAAGUCAUGUCUAUUGAUUGGAGAGUGUUAUGGGACAGCUAGACAAUCCUUAACAAGAAAGAACCAAGUAUUAUACAUUAAUUGCUGUCCAGAAAAAGGGAGCAGAGGAGACAUUUUCAGGAGAGUUUAGCUCCCAGCCACUAAUAUCAAAGGAUAUAUUCCAUCUGGGCUUCAGCAAAGCCUUUGAUACUAUCUCCUGUGGCAUACUUCUGGAAAAGCUGGCAGCUCAUGGCUUGGGCAGAUGAACCCUUCACAGGUAAAAACCUGUCUGUGCGGCCGGGCCAGGAGCGAGGUGAUUAAUGGAGUUAACUGCAGCUGGCAGGCAAUCACCAGUGGUGCUCCCCAGGGGUCAGUACUGUGCCCAGCCCUGUUUAUUACCUUUAUUUGUCAUCUGGAUGAGGGGAUGGAGAGCCCUUCAGUCACUUUGCAGCUUCUGGGCCCAGGGCCAGUGGUGUGAGGCUCAACAAGGCCAGUGCUGGGUCCUGCCCUUGGGUCACAACAGCCCCAGGCAGUGCCACAGGCUGGGGCAGAGUGGCUGCAAAGCUGCCACAGGAAAAGGAGCUGGGGGUGCUGCUGACAGCAGCUGAACAUGAGCCAGCAGUGCCCAGGUGGCCAAGAAGGCCAAUGGCAUCCUGGCCUGUUCCAGCAAUGGUGUGGCCAGCAGGAGCAGGGCAGGGAUUGUCCCCUUGUACUCAGAAUGGGUGAGACUGCACCUCAAAUCCUGUGUCCAGUUUUGGCCUUUUACUCCAAGAAGGAUAUUGAGGUUCUGGAGCAUGUCCAGAGAAGGGCAGCAACCCAGACAACACCCCUGGAGGUGUUCAAGAAAUGACUGGAUGUGGCACUUAGUCUAGUUAGCCAGGUGGUGAUUGGUCAAAGGUUGGACUUAAUUAUUUUAGAGGUCUUUUCUUACCUAAAUGCUUCUGUGAUUAUGUGAUUCUGCGACUACAAAAAUUAUGUCUACUGGAAGCAUGCAGUCCAGAGUUUCCUUACUGACCUUGUACGAGAAUGUGUCAGAUGUGUCCUUAGGAAAGGAAAUCACUGCAGACAGUUCUGAACUGUCUAAAUGGUUAAUCCAAACUCCUUCAACCACACUGCAGUCAAUUUACCCACUUCUACAGGUGCAGUUCUCAUGGGAGUAGGAGCACCUGACAACCACAUGCAGACAGAUGGAAAAGAGUCCCAGAAUGGCAAUACUGUUUGCAAGCAAUUCAUAAUAUGAACCCCUUUUCAUCACAUUUUUCUAGAAACCAGAAUAUUUCUUUACAAUGAGACUUCGACAUUCUGCCUAGUCACGAAGUCACACUAAGCUAAUUCUCAAACACAUUAAGUCUAAUUCAUGUUGGAACAGUUAAAAACUCAUUUAAAACUGUAAAUUAUCAAUAAGAGAAAUUACAAACAAAAAUAUUACUGAGGUAAAAAGGCAGUGCCAAGUGACUCAAGCAAAGUGGUUAGGAGAUUGACGACAGUCUUCCCUACUCUAGAACAUUAUGCAGAUGGGUCUUGAGACACUUGUUGCAGAGAGGCCUCAAGGGGCAAAUUAAAAAUGAAAUAACAGCCUCCAUUGUGAAGCACCUUGCUUUUCAAACGUAAGUUAUUUUCACACUAUUUACAUUGGCACCGCUUUGGGAACAGACAGUAACAGCCUUUGCUUUUUAAUAGCUUUGAAAAUGCUUUAUAGAAAUUUGCUCUCAUAAUGAAGCUAUUUCCCAUUUGUAAUUUUCAAGGGAUUAGCUUCCUUAUUUUGCCUUGUGUAGAGGCUCAGAAGUCCAACAGGGACAUUGCUUGUGUCCUGGACAUUGGGGGAUAUAUUUUCUUCUUUUUCUCAUUCCUAAUACAGGUUUUUCUAUCGUCUUCUAGCUAUGUUGUGGAAAAAAAGUCUUUAUCUUACUAUUAUUCACUUUUAUUUGGGUUUUCAGUUUAUUGGGACACAUGAAACUAAAACCCAGUCUCCACCACCUCUGUAUAAGAGCACAUUUAUACAAUUUCCCUGCAUUGUUUAUGCAGCCUUGUUUCAUCAUUUUGGAGAGCAUUACAGCAAGUAAGAAUGGCUACAAACUUGCACCUGAGACUCUUCCAGAAGUCAGACUGAGGAAAGAUAAAUUUGCUUUACCAUAAUGAGUCUGGCAAGUGAAAGCAUGUGGUUUGUUAAGUCAGAGGCUUUUCUGAUGUUAAGGGUAGCAGGGAGAGUUCUGCAAGACACUUUGGAGCACAGAAUAGGUGGAGGAAAAGCCAACAUCUGGGCUGGUAAAGUUUAAGGGUUAAGAUAGACAACUUUCUCUUUACAGGGAAAGUGAAGUUGCAAGUGACCUUGGAACAAGGUGUUUUCAGUCUGGCCACAAGGACUCAGCCACCUCCUUGUGAAACUGGGUUUUCCUGGCUGCCAGACUGCCUUCAAUUUGUGACAGCAAAGACAGGUGCUCUGUGUUCAGAAGCUCAAAGGGUAAAAUACUUUAUUAUAAUUUCAUAAUUAAAGUUUAUCCUGUGCUGUUUCCUGUAAAACAAAUUACUGGAAAGACCUAGUAAUGCUACUGCACCCAACUUUUUCCAUCUCUGUGUUUGUCUACUUCCUAUUCUUUGAUUUCUUUCUUCAUAUGGUGCUGCUGGACUCUGCUGUUUUGACUGUACAGUUAAGAAGUAAUAUAAGUACCGUAUUUAUUAUUCCUAGAAGUUUUAAUAAUUAUUAACAGUUUUGAAAACGUCAUGUCUGCUUAGCUGAACAAGAUGUAACAGAGCUAACAUUUUGUACUCCUAACAGAUUUUGCAAAUAAUGUGUGGCAUAUUUAUUUCACUGAGAACAUCGAGUUCCUAUUUAAAGCCACAGCUCAUGAAGUGAACCAACUAUACAUGGAUCUUUAGUUCCUGACUGUCUCAAUACCAAAAGCAUGUAUGAUGUAUUGUAUUAAUUUAAGCAAAUAAAUAUGUACUGGAGAA
Oenanthe melanoleuca is the source of this 7944-nucleotide messenger RNA. It is a transcript of the gene ZNF366, whose product is annotated as zinc finger protein 366. Lineage: Eukaryota; Metazoa; Chordata; Aves; Passeriformes; Muscicapidae. The record is from RefSeq and is a predicted model, not a curated record. Gene Ontology annotation, molecular function: RNA polymerase II cis-regulatory region sequence-specific DNA binding; DNA-binding transcription factor activity. Gene Ontology annotation, biological process: regulation of transcription by RNA polymerase II. The coding region runs from base 455 to 2656 and encodes 733 amino acids. The transcript is spliced from 8 exons.